Andrographis paniculata is the source of this 2080-nucleotide messenger RNA. RefSeq names its product NAD(H) kinase 1-like. Lineage: Eukaryota; Viridiplantae; Streptophyta; Magnoliopsida; Lamiales; Acanthaceae. Gene Ontology annotation, biological process: NAD+ metabolic process; NADP+ biosynthetic process. Bases 267 to 1868 code for a protein of 533 amino acids. The record is from RefSeq and is a predicted model, not a curated record. Gene Ontology annotation, molecular function: NAD+ kinase activity. The transcript is spliced from 11 exons.
GUCUACAUUACAAGAAACGGGCAAAGCUUCCACCGAAUCAAUCACUUCAUUCAUGCCUUGCCUACCCCGUUUCUUCAAUUCAUUCAUCCAUAACAAGUAAAAAUUUCCUCUCCUCUCUCUCUUCGAUCCUCUACUCCACUUUGAUUUCUAUGUUCGCCUGACUUCAUCUUCGCUGCCUGCCUGUUGUUGCUGUUGUUGAUCGACUCCUCCGUUUCCCCCCUUUUUUUCUCGGCGGUUCUCGCCGGCCGGCGGGAUUGUACGUGCGUAUGAAUAAGAGUGAGAGCCUCAUGUCGCCGAGCAAUUCCUCCUCCAGCAAUGGCAACACGAGUGUAUCUCCGGCAGAGAAUGGCUUCUUGGAUUCCUUCUCUUUAUUGGACUCUGAAAAGGCAGUUCAAGAAAUCAUUCAACAGCCGCCACUCCAUGGAAUUGACGAUCAUCUGAUCGAAUUUUCUGAAGCUUUGAGAACUGUUGCAAAGGCCUUAAGAAGGGUGACUGAAGGUAAGGCUUCUGCUCAAGCUGAGGCUGCUGAGUGGAAGCGAAAAUAUGAACUGGAGAAGGAGCGAAAUUUGCGAAUGGAGAAAGUUCUGUCCUUGGGAGAACAUUUCAGUGAGUUAAGUGUUGACGGAGCUGGAAGUUUGGAAGACCAAAGAGCAUUUUCGGAUGACAAUAGUGACCAGUGCGACCUGUGCAGUGGAAAAGAUGACAUCUGUGCUCAUGAGGUUCUUCGUGAUGGGGAACCUGAUAUGGACAGCUUUCCCUCCACCAACAAGUUUACAAGGAAGGCAUCAUUUAAGCUGUCGUGGUGCUGCAAAGGUGAAAAAAGUGAUCGCUACAAGCAUGAUGUGGUGUCUUUUGAAAAGGGUAAUAUUACAACCGCAGAGCGCAGCAGCAAACAGAUUUCCUUGAAGUGGGAAUCACCUCCUCAGACUGUUCUUAUUCUAACCAAGCCAAAUUCUAUUUCUGUCCGAAUUCUAUGCUCCGAAAUGGUCAGAUGGCUGAAAGAGCAGAAAAAACUGAAUAUAUUUGUUGAGCCACGAGUGAAGUCCGAGCUCACGACAGAAUCAUCUUACUAUAGCUUUGUCCAAACCUGGCAAGAUGACAAGGAUGUACUAAUGCUGCACACCAAGGUUGACCUUAUCGUAACUCUCGGCGGAGAUGGAACUGUCCUUUGGACUGCAUCUAUGUUUAAAGGUCCAGUUCCACCCAUCGUCCCGUUCUCUCUCGGUUCUCUUGGAUUCAUGACCCCUUUUCACAGUGAACAUUAUCGUGAUUACCUGAAUUCAAUCCUUCGAGGUCCCAUGAGCAUCACAUUAAGGCAUCGGUUGCAGUGUCACAUCAUCAGGGAUGAAGCGAAAAGUGAGUAUGAGAACGAGGGCCCCAUUCUUGUCCUGAAUGAGGUAACAAUUGACCGUGGGAUCUCAUCGUUCCUGACGAAUCUCGAAUGCUACUCCGACGACUCCUUUGUCACCUGCGUGCAAGGCGAUGGUCUUAUACUGUCGACAACAUCUGGUAGCACCGCAUAUUCUCUUGCUGCCGGAGGCUCAAUGGUCCAUCCACAGGUUCCGGGAAUUCUGUUCACGCCGAUAUGCCCGCACUCGCUAUCAUUCCGGCCACUGAUACUGCCAGAGCACGUAACGCUGAGAGUGGUGGUGCCGUUCAACAGCCGAAGCCAUGCGUGGGUGUCCUUCGAUGGGAAGGGGCGGAAGCAGCUGGGGUCGGGAGACGCGCUGGUGUGCAGCAUGGCGCCGUGGCCUGUUCCGACGGCGUGCCAAGUGGACUCGACGGGCGACUUCCUGCGCAGCAUCCAGGACGUUCUCCAUUGGAACCUCCGGAAGACUCAGUCGUCCGACGGCCCGCGCGACUCCUAGCAACUAGUAACUCUUUUAACAACUCUCUUAACUCUAACUCAUAUUUAUUAUUAGUAAUUUUAAUUUAUACACAGAGAGAGAGAGAAGAUAAAAGGAGUGGAAUUUGUUUGAUGGUGUUGUAUUAUUGUGAUGUUUGCUUGUUAUGCAUAUUAAUAUUAAUAUCAAUAUCAAUAUCAAUUAUCAAUAAUUAUUGAAUAUGACUGUGAUUAUAA